Molecule: messenger RNA, 1158 nt
Organism: Notothenia coriiceps (black rockcod)
Lineage: Eukaryota; Metazoa; Chordata; Actinopteri; Perciformes; Nototheniidae
Gene: mos
Product: v-mos Moloney murine sarcoma viral oncogene homolog
Exons: 1
Coding region: 63-1073 (336 amino acids)
Biological process (GO): protein phosphorylation
Molecular function (GO): ATP binding; protein serine/threonine kinase activity
Source: RefSeq, a predicted model, not a curated record
CAAAAGAAGAAGGGCCAGCUGAUCAGUCAGCAGCAGACUGCACUCACACACACCCACCCAACAUGCCUUCCCCGAUCCCCGUCACCCGCCUGCUCCCCAAAGAUUUCUACCCCUUCCUGGACCUGGAGACCUGCAGCAGCCCGCUGACCAGAAACCCCGGAUCCACCUUACAGGUUCCCGUCCAGCGGCUCCACGGAAAGGUUGCCAGUCGGCUCUGGUCCACGGUGAUCCACUGGAAGGAACUACGCUCCGUGCAGCCUGCGGGAUCCGGAGGGUUCGGAUCCGUCUACAAGGCGGAUUACUUCGGAGAGACUGUAGCGCUGAAGAAAGUCAAGAAGUGCACCAAAAACAAGCUGGCGUCCCGUCAGAGCUUCUGGGCCGAGCUGAACGCAGCGCACCUGCGCCACGAGAACGUCGUGCGCGUCAUCGCGGCCACCACCUGCAUGCCAGCGGAUUUUGGAGACGAUAGCAGCAUCGGAGCGGUGCUCAUGGAGUUUGUGGGGGACAGAAACCUGCAGCAGAUCAUCUACGGUGGGUGUGACCCUCUGGAUGACAGGUGCCUCAGGUAUGCAACAGAUAUUGCACGCGGUCUGCGCUUCCUGCACUCACACAGCGUGCUGCACCUGGACAUUAAGCCAGCCAACGUGUUGGUGUCCGGGGAGGACGUGUGCAAAAUAGUAGAUUUCGGUUCUUCUCUGAAACUGGACCUCAGGUGCGAGGUGAGCUGUCUCAGCCCGCAUCUGAGCCACGUCGGCGGCACGUACACGCACAGAGCCCCGGAGCUGCUGAAAGGAGAGGGGCUGUCUCCUAAAGCAGACAUCUUCUCCUUCGGGAUCACUCUGUGGCAGCUGAUCACCAGAGAGCAGCCCUACACCGGGGACCGGCAGCACGUGCUCUACGCGGUGGUGGCCCACAAUCUGCGGCCGUCGGUCCAGGAGCACCCGGUGUUCCAGUCGGAGCAGGGCCGGCAGUGCAGGACUCUGCUUUGCCGCUGCUGGAGCGGGGACGGUCGCUGCAGACCGACUGCUCAGGAGCUGGUGCCUCAGCUGGAGCAGAUCAGCUCCCAGACAUGAGACUGUUUUAUGAACAGGUGCACUGACAUGUUUUUAGGAACAUUUUAGAACGUGGAAUGCCCUUAUCUUAAUGCUGAAUCUCGUU